CGAAUGUCAAUCGUUUAUUCAUGAACUUCCAUAAGAAAAUUUCUUAAAUUACGUAACUGCCUAAUUUGCCAUCCAAUUUCAAAUAUAGUUAUAAUAUACAUUAUUCAAUUUUCCAUUUAUCGAAUUAGUAAGAUUACUGUACAAUUUACACCAUGAGAAAAAAGUCAUGCAUGAAGCGAUCGAUAAAUGGAAGAGGGGGAUAGAAAAUUGUCAUUUAUUAUUUGUUCGUCAACUUGUGUCGACGAUCAAGAAGAGAUGAUCUGUAUCGAGACUCAACAUUUUAAGAUCAACCGAAUUCUAUUGCUUCUCAUUGGCCUAUGGCCUUAUCAGCGAACGUUCCUAGUUGAACUUCAAUUAAUUACACUUCUUGGUAUCCUGACGACUUUUAUCAUAUUUCAGUUUACAACAUUUAUAACAUCAGAAUAUACUAUGAACCUUAUGUAUAAGGUUGUGUCUAAUACAUUCUUUUUUCUUACUUUUUUAAUCAAAUACAAUUCGUUCUGGAUUAAUGCUGAUAUUUUAAGGAGUUCAAUGAAGCAACUUCAAGAAGUGUAUGAUGAGAUAAAAGACAAAAAUGAAAUCGCUAUCGUACAAAAGUACGGAAGCAAAGCGAACCGUAUUACGAUUCAACUUAUAUCACUUGGAUUAUUCUCUCUAUCUGUUGUAACUUUGUCAGAUUUGGGGCCAUACAUUUAUAACAUUGUUACAAAUCAAUCUUUACCAUUCCAUAUUGUGACAGAAUAUUUUAUUGAUCAAGAAAAAUAUUCCUAUUUAAUUAUGUUGCAUAUUGAGGCAGCAUAUUGGAUAGGAGCAAUAGCAAUGAUAGCAACAGGAACUACGCUCAUAACAUAUUUGCAACUUACUUGUGCAAUGUUUAGUAUCGCCUGUUAUCGUAUCGAGCAGGCAAUUAGAAUUUUACAAAAGGGUAACUUUGAAAAUGAGAGAAAGAGUUGUGAAGAGAUAAUUCGUGCAGUAAACAUUCAUUGCAAGGCUAUGAAGCUUUGCAAUUUUUUAAUAUCCAAUUUUGUGGGAUCGUUCUUUUUUUUGACAGCAGCUGGUUUAGUUUGUCUGAGUUGUAAUCUUCUACAGAUUGUGUUACUUCAUGAUAACAUUGAACAACUAAUACAAUCUCUAAUUAUGAUAACUGUUCAUUAUGUAUAUUUGUUUCUAUCCAAUUAUAUUGCACAAGAAAUUACGGAUCAUAAUGAAUAUGUAUUUGUUACUGUGUAUAAUGUUCAUUGGUACAGGGCUCCGAUACGUGUACAGAGAAUGAUACUUUUUCUAUUGCAAAAGGGCACUAAAAGUUUUAAUCUGGUUCUCGGUGGAAUAUUUGUAGCGUCCCUGAAAAGUGCGGCUUCGCUGAUGAGCACUUCCAUAUCAUACUUCACCGUUCUUUAUUCUACCCGACAAGAUUAAAAGUACAAACAAUUACAAAUUAUAAUACUUUAAAACGAAGGAAAAUAUUUUAAACUCGUUACAAUUGCCUUCGAGAUUAAAUUGUAACAUGAUUAUUACUCUAGAAGAAAAAGCAAUAUUUAUA
This is a messenger RNA of Nylanderia fulva, 1540 nucleotides long. RefSeq lists its product as uncharacterized. Lineage: Eukaryota; Metazoa; Arthropoda; Insecta; Hymenoptera; Formicidae. Gene Ontology annotation, biological process: sensory perception of smell; detection of chemical stimulus involved in sensory perception of smell. Gene Ontology annotation, cellular component: plasma membrane. The record is from RefSeq and is a predicted model, not a curated record. Gene Ontology annotation, molecular function: olfactory receptor activity; odorant binding.